AUGGCCGAUAAUGCCGAGUCGAGUGGUGAUAAGCAAGUCACCUUCAAGGUGAAGACGUCUUCGGAUAGCAACCACACCAUCACAAUGGCCGAGGCAGCCACCGUGCUUGAACUCAAGACCAAGCUCUCCGGCGACGACUACGAGAAAAUCCCCGUCGAGAGACAACGGCUGAUCUACUCUGGCCGCGUUAUGAAGAACGAUGAUACCCUUGGAUCCUACAACAUCAAGCCUAACAACACCAUUCACAUGGUCAAGAGUGCCGCAAGCAACCCUACCCAACAGCCCGCAACUGGCCCUACACCGAGAGCCGUCCCCGAGAACAUCUCAGCGGGAACGAACCCCAACGAUCCCCUAGCUGGAUUGACCGGCGCCCGGUAUGCCGGCCACCAAAUUAAUCUACCAGGAAUGGACAUGUUUGGACCAGACGGUGGUAUGGGCCCUCCCAUGGACGAAGAGCGAAUUCAACGUAUGAUGUCGGAUCCAAAUGUUCAGCAGUCCAUGAACGAAGCCCUGAAUAACCCCGACUUCGUAAACAUGCUCAUUGACUCGAACCCAAUGCUCCGCAACUUGCCCAACGCCAGGGAAAUCAUCACAUCGCCGUUUAUGAGACAGAUGAUGAGCAACCCGCAAAUGAUGAGCCAAGCCAUGCGUAUGCAACGAAAUAUGCGUGGAGGAGACUCGUCUUUCCCUGCUCCUGGCGCGACCGAUACAACGCCAGAUGCUGCCUCCGGAGGCAACGCUUCCGCCGGUCAGACUAACAACAACCAAAACCCCUUCAUGAAUCCCUUCAUGAUGCCUGGCAUGAUGGGCGGAGCAGGUGGCGCUGGCGGCAACAACCCAAUGAACUUUGCCCAGAUGAUGCAAACCUUGAACGGCAUGGGCAUGAGCCCCUUCGGACAGCCUCCAGCGAACAACCCUUCAACCACUGGAACCACUGGAACCACUGGAAACACUCAAGGAACGGCGACGGAAGGAUCAGAAUCCCGAGAAGGUCAGGGUCAAGGUCAAGGAGCCACAGCAAACACUGAAGGAGCCGGCGCUACACAGGGCAACCAAGGCCAAAAUGCGGCUAACCCCUUUGCCGCAUUGUUUCCGCAGGGAGGAAAUGCAGCACCACCUCCUUUUGGGAUGAACCCUGAGAUGAUGCAGCAAAUGAUGCAGAUGCUUGGAGGCGCAGGCGCCCCAGCGUCACCUCCGGACAACCGACCCCCAGAGGAGCGAUAUGCCGAGCAGCUGCGUCAGCUCAACGACAUGGGCUUCUUCGACUUUGACCGAAAUGUUGCGGCUCUGCGAAGGAGCGGAGGCAGUGUACAGGGAGCAAUUGAGCACCUUUUGAAUGCCACAGAUUAA
Messenger RNA from Pochonia chlamydosporia 170, 1350 nucleotides. Its product is annotated as deubiquitination-protection protein dph1. Bases 1 to 1350 code for a protein of 449 amino acids. Gene Ontology annotation, cellular component: cytosol. Lineage: Eukaryota; Fungi; Ascomycota; Sordariomycetes; Hypocreales; Clavicipitaceae. The record is from RefSeq and is a predicted model, not a curated record. Gene Ontology annotation, biological process: ubiquitin-dependent protein catabolic process. The transcript has 2 exons. Gene Ontology annotation, molecular function: polyubiquitin modification-dependent protein binding.